Malania oleifera is the source of this 1897-nucleotide messenger RNA. Its product is annotated as protein GRAVITROPIC IN THE LIGHT 1. The transcript has 4 exons. Gene Ontology annotation, biological process: negative gravitropism; response to red or far red light. Bases 55 to 1680 code for a protein of 541 amino acids. The record is from RefSeq and is a predicted model, not a curated record. Lineage: Eukaryota; Viridiplantae; Streptophyta; Magnoliopsida; Santalales; Ximeniaceae.
CAACCUCGAAGCUUCUCUCUCUCUCUCUCUCUCUCUCUCUCUCUCUCUCCAAACAUGUUUUCUGGCAUUUUAGUGUUCCCUUUUUUACGGGACAGCUCCAGGAAGAAGAAGAAGAAGUGCGAGCAGAAGAGGCUAGAAGAAACAGAAACCAACAACGUCCAUCACCGAAACUGCAUCGCCUACAACAGAGAUCGACCGGAAGGACCACCGAAAUUUUCUUUGAAAUCCGAAAACAUUAUUGGUGCGGAUUUUCACAGAAACGAAGGUAUCAAGGCGACGAAGCGAGAAAUGUCGAACAGGGUGUCCAGUUUCUCCGAUCUGAUCCAAAGAGUCGCCGCUUCUUGCUUGCUGCAUCCGCUCGCUGCCGAUCGGUGCGAACCCGGCGAGAUCCCGAGGAAAACCGCUGGAGAAUCCGACGAAGAAUGCGACGACGAAGAGGAGUUUGAAGGAGAACGCGAGAAGGAGCAAGGGUUUAGGGUUUUGGGGGAGGUGGAGACAGUAAUGGGGGAAGUGUUCGAGGCGGUGUCGGCGAUGAAGAGGGCGUACGUUAGCCUGCAGGAGGCGCACUGUCCGUGGGACCCGGAGAAGGUGAGGGCGGCCGACGCGGCGGUGGUGACGGAGCUGGGACGGCUGGGGAUUCUGAGGGAGCGGUUCCGGAGGACCGUUGGGAGAGGAGGUGGCGGAAGCGGGAGGAGGGUUGGGGCGGCGACGCUGAGAGAAGUGGUGGCGCCGUACGAGGCGGCGGUGGAGGAGCUGAAGAAGGAGGUGAAGGCGAGGGAAGUGGAGGUUGAGAACUUGAGGGAGAAGCUGAGUAUGAGCGGAGUCACCUCUGGUGCCGCCGGCGGGGGAAGGAAGGGCAGAGGGCAGUCAAAGCGGAGAGUCAGCUGUAGUCAGGGUCAAGUUGCGCCGUCGCCGGCGCCUGACCUUUUCGAACCCACAAUGAAUCAAGUCAAGCAAGCAUCCAAGGCCUUCACGGUUCUGCUCCUCUCCCUCAUGCGCUCCGCCCACUGGGACAUCGCCGCCGCCGUCCGUUCCAUAGAAGCCGCAGCCUCCAAUGGCGCCGUCACCGCCCCCGUCAUCGUCACAGGCGCCGGCGACGGCGCUCACCACGCGAAGUACGCCCUGGAGUCAUACUUGUGCCGGAAGAUCUUCCAGGGGUUCGACCACGAGACCUUCUACAUGGACGGCAGCCUCUCGUCGCUCCUCAGCCCGGACCAGUUCCGGCAAGACUGCUUCGCCCAGUACCGCGACAUGCGAGCCAUGGACCCCGCUGAGCUCCUUGGGAUUUUGCCGACGUGUCAUUUCGGCAAGUUCUGCGCCAAGAAGUACCUAGCCAUUGUCCAUCCCAAGAUGGAGGAGUCGCUGUUCGGAGACCUGGAGCAGCACCGCCAUAUCAUCGCCGGGAACCACCCCCGGACCGAAUUUUACGGCGAGUUCUUGGGGCUGGCGAAGGCCGUGUGGCUGCUACACUUGCUGGCCUUCUCGCUCGACCCGACUCCGAGUCACUUCGAGGCGAGCAGGGGCGCCGAGUUCCACCCGCAGUACAUGGAGAGCGUUGUGAGGUUCCCCGGCGGACGAGUGCCGGGGGACCGGGUGAUUGGGUUCCCGGUCACUCCGGGGUUUAAGCUUGGAAACGGGUGGGUGAUUAAGGCGCGGGUUUAUCUCGUGCCCAGAACUUGAAGUUUAACGGGUCGGGGUGGACCGGCAUAAUUCCGGUGAUGUAAUUGCGGUCAUUUGGUUUGGGGAUGCUAUUCUCAGUCGGGUGGGUUUGCAGGUUUAAUUUAAUGUUGUUCAGAAAGAAAAAAGUAGCUCUGGCAACAACCUUAGAGUUGAAUUUUUCAUUUUGAAAGUGUUGUAUUUGAAUUUUAAGAAGAGAAAGGGCGUGUUAAAAGGUGAA